ACUUGACAUUGGUGGAAUUGUGUGAAAUGCGCAGAUAAGCCAUUAAUUAAAAAAAGAAGAUCUGUUUUUUUUCACUUGAAAAAUGUUUGGCAACCUGAAAGAAUUCAUUUCUGUAGUACAAGAUGGACUAGCUUCAAACAGCAAUUUAAGGCAAACACUACAAGAAGUGCAAAAAGUAAAAAACAUUUUUAAAGACAAGCAAAAGGUGUCUAGUGAAGCAAAGGUGAACUACGGGGCUGGUGGUGCAUUACUCGAGAAAUACCAAGAAGACUGGGCCGAACUCCAUGGAAAUGCCGAUAAAAAUGCAAAAGCUGCCGACGAAGUGGACAGAUUAAUUUUAGAGCUACAUGAUACCACAAAAGCGAAACUACAAUCUGCAAAUGAAUUAGGUCAAUGUUUAUCUCAUUUACCAAAUCUAACUGCUGCAGUAGCACAAUGCAUGGAUAGCCUUAAAAACGUCCAAUCUUUGUUAAAAACUGUAGAAGAUGAAUUAGUGGAGUUUGAAGAUAUUAUUGAGAGAAGUAAAAUGGAAAGUUGGAAGUUGGACCAUCAUUAUCAGUUAACUUUGUACAAAGAGAAGAAAAUGGUUGCUUUAGAAAAUAUCCGAAGUGAUCUAGUUAAGAAAAAUACUCAGCAAAGUUAUGAGAAGGAAAGACAACAGUUGGCAGAGAUACAAUCAAGAAGAGAGAAUAGUGCAUUAGCUUUUCAACAUGACAUGGCCAAGUACUUGACUAGUGGAAAUGUGCCUCAAGGUAAUUAUUAUGCAAUAGGAUGUUUGGCGACCAUGGUGCAGAAGCCUCCAAAUACUGAUGCUCUUAGAGAAACAGUUUUAGGUUCAGCAUCACCUAAAAUAAGUUUAGAACAAGUUCAACUGGAUGAAGACAGAUCAGAUUUGGAAAAGUUUCUAGAUAGUUGAUAUUGUCGAAUUAGCUAUGAUAUUAAUCUGAGCUUGUUAUGUAAGUGUUAAUUAUGUUUACUAUUUAUCAUUCCAAAGUUUUCAGCCAAUAUAAACAUUGUUGAUGUAACGGA
Messenger RNA from Diatraea saccharalis (sugarcane borer), 1029 nucleotides. NCBI's taxonomy places the organism in Eukaryota, Metazoa, Arthropoda, Insecta, Lepidoptera, Crambidae. The record is from the annotation of a GenBank genome assembly.